Messenger RNA from Betta splendens (Siamese fighting fish), 1941 nucleotides. Its product is annotated as glucosidase 2 subunit beta-like. NCBI's taxonomy places the organism in Eukaryota, Metazoa, Chordata, Actinopteri, Anabantiformes, Osphronemidae. The coding region runs from base 123 to 1487 and encodes 454 amino acids. Gene Ontology annotation, cellular component: glucosidase II complex. The record is from RefSeq and is a predicted model, not a curated record. The transcript has 15 exons. Gene Ontology annotation, molecular function: calcium ion binding; protein binding. Gene Ontology annotation, biological process: N-glycan processing; liver development.
CCUUGUUUCAGGAAGUCGUGGCCUAGCCAGCUCUGAGUUAGAUGUAUGUAAUGGAUUUGAAAAGCGUUUGAGCGGGUCAUUCAGACACUGGGAAGAGACAGGCCCCAGUUCCGCCCUCUGACAUGUUCUUUCAAAUUAUAUUCGCCGCUGUCUUCUCGGGUGGACUUGUGGACGCGCGGAAAAUAAGAGGGAUAUCCUCGUCCUACAAGCGUUUCUACAGGGAGAGGAAGUCGUUCCUGUGCAUUGAUGGCUCGAAAAUCAUCCCGUUCGAGCAGGUGAACGAUGAUUACUGCGACUGUGACGAUGGCUCCGAUGAACCAGGCACCUCCGCUUGCCCUCGUGGACGAUUCUACUGCACAAAUCUGGGUUUUCGUCCACACUACAUCCCAUCGUCACGAGUCAACGAUGGCAUCUGUGAUUGCUGCGAUGCUUCAGAUGAAUACAACAGCCACGCUCACUGCCAGAACACUUGCUGGAAUCUGGGGCAGAAAGAGAGAGCCUACGUGGAGGUCCAGAUGAGAACCUUGGAUGAGGGCUUGCGACUCAAGCAGCAGCUGAUUGAGGAGGGUGUGCUGCUCUGGAGGGAGAAACAGGCCCAGCUCAGAGAGCUCCAGCAAGUAGCAGAGGACCUGCAGAUCAAACUGGAAGAACACCGGAGACGCAAACAUGAGGCCGACCAACUCAAAGAGCAGACGUUAAAGGCGCUUGCAGCAGGUGACAGCGGUCUAGGACGUUGGAACAGAACAGUAUCCUCUGUUUUCCAGUUACUGGACAGUAACGGAGAUGGCAGUAUAACAGUGGAUGAAGUCCAGGCUAAAGUGUCAUUUGUCCAUGAUGAGGAGCAAAUUCUUUCAGAGGAAGAAGCAGCGGCUUUGUUGGGAGGAGGCCAGCGGAUGGAUCUCAUCAAGUUUCAACACACUCUCUGGGAGGUCCUGACAAAAGGAGAUAAUGUAAAGAUCAAAGACACGCCAAGCAGUCCUGUUGGUGAAGAUCCUCAUUUACAGGCAGCUGACAAAGCUGCGGAGUGGGAGACUACCAAUCUGAAGAAGGUGGAGGAAGCCUAUGACACAGUCAACAUGGAAAUAAGUGAUCUCCAGAAGAAGCUGGCCAUAGACUAUGGGACAGACUGGGAGUUUCUGUUUCUCAACAGCCAGUGUUACAAGCUGAAAGUAUAUGAGUAUACUUAUACCCUGUGUCCGUUCAAUCAAGUCUUGCAGAAGAACACCGCGGGAACAGAGGUCUCAUUAGGGAAGUGGGGGAUGUGGGCAGGAACAGCGAAGAACCAGUACAGUCAGAUGGUGUAUGAGAACGGAGAGCCCUGCUGGCAGGGAGGCUCACGCAGUACCACAGUCACACUGACAUGCGGAACAGAGACAGCCCUGCGAUCGGUGAAGGAGCCCAGCAAAUGCCAGUACAUGAUGGACUUUCAGACUCCUGUGGCCUGUCAGCCGGUGCUGAAGCAGCGGGGCAUCCACAGUGAACUGUGACCCCGUCCCUUCCUGGCCUAGCCUAGAUUAACUUAGCCUCCCGCCCCUUGGCUAGCCCGCAGUGACAGGCUGGGGUCCUGAGGGUCCCCGCUGACAUCUGUGUUGUCAGAACAUGUAAACUUCCAAGAAAGUCCUGCUAAGGUCGGCGUCGGGUUCCCUGUGAUACUGUUUCUAGACCACUCUGCUUCGUAGCGUUUUUGUUCGAGGCCUAGUUUUGCCACAUGUAAAGUAGAACAUUUAUUGAAUGAGUUUGUGUACACAAGUAUUGCUCAUAUUACACGUCAACACUAAGCUGCAUCAUCAAAGUUGUUGCUUCUUUGAAAAUACUAGUAGUUAAUGAUGUGUAGUUAGUAUUAGUCUGGUGAUUUUCAGUAUUUUUCCUGUCAGCAAAACCCUGGAAAAUAUGAAAUCCAACAACGAUUCUCUCUCUAUAAAGUAUCACCUGUUUAUUCAG